CUGAAAUCCCCAAUAAUAUCAUUCCAAUUCCCUUUCGGGUCUUCUCUGUUUCUCCUCCAAUGGCUGCCGUCGCAAAUCUCUCCCUUGCCCCCAUCACAAAGCUCGCCCCUUUCUCAUACACCCAUGUCGACCCUAAUCCCUUCUUCCUUAAAAUCGCCAAGAACUCUACUUUUACAACUCCCUUCAAACUAGAAACGUCGUCGUCUCGAUCCACAAGGUUUCUCACUAGGACCGCCGAAAGCAACACGGCCGCGCCCUCAAAGAAAACCGCCGGUGGGGACGAGAGGGUGCAGAAAGUGCACACAGUUCAGGAAUUCGACGACGCACUUCGGAUGGCGAAGAACAAGCUGGUGGUUGUCGAAUACGCCGCCAGCCAUAGCCAAAAGAGCAGCAAGAUCUACCCUUUCAUGGUGGAUUUGAGCCGAACGUGCAACGACGUCGAAUUCAUUCUUGUCAUGGGCGAUGAAUCAGAGGAGAUGAAACAGCUAUGUGAAAGAGAAAAGGUCGAGAAGGUUCCACACUUCACCUUCUACAAAGGUUUGGAAAAGAUCCACGAGGAGGAAGGAAUCGGGCCGGACCAGCUGAUUGGAGAUGUUCUAUAUUACGGGGACAGCCAUUCGGGUGUGGCGCAGCUCCACAGUGGGGAAGAUGUUGAGAAACUGAUAGAGGACCACAAGGCGGACCAUAAGCUGGUGGUGCUUGACGUGGGGCUCAAGCAUUGCGGCCCCUGCGUCAAGGUUUAUCCAACGGUGCUCAAGCUGUCGCGGCAAAUGGAAACGGUGGUCUUCGCAAGGAUGAACGGGGACGAGAACGAGAGUUGCAUGAAGUUCUUGAGAGACAUGGAUGUCGUCGAAGUUCCCACGUUUCUCUUCAUAAGAGACGGCAAGAUUUGCGGUAGAUAUGUAGGCUCCGGUAAGGGAGAACUCAUUGGGGAGAUCCUUAGAUACCAGGGAGUUCGAGUUACUUACUAAUAAUGGAAACAACUAUCUAUCAUUAAUAUUAUGAAUGAGUUAAAUCAUUUUAAAAUUGCCUAUAUAUAUAUAUAUAUUGCUCAAUAAACAUUAAUUAUUUACAUAUAAAUAUUGAAGCAUCCUUUAGAUUUGA
This is a messenger RNA of Impatiens glandulifera, 1104 nucleotides long. RefSeq names its product thioredoxin-like protein CDSP32, chloroplastic. The record is from RefSeq and is a predicted model, not a curated record. The transcript is spliced from 3 exons. Gene Ontology annotation, molecular function: oxidoreductase activity, acting on a sulfur group of donors, disulfide as acceptor. Lineage: Eukaryota; Viridiplantae; Streptophyta; Magnoliopsida; Ericales; Balsaminaceae. Bases 60 to 971 code for a protein of 303 amino acids.